Molecule: messenger RNA, 955 nt
Organism: Olea europaea var. sylvestris
Lineage: Eukaryota; Viridiplantae; Streptophyta; Magnoliopsida; Lamiales; Oleaceae
Product: mediator of RNA polymerase II transcription subunit 9
Exons: 5
Coding region: 146-643 (165 amino acids)
Cellular component (GO): mediator complex
Source: RefSeq, a predicted model, not a curated record
AGGAGAGUGCUUGGCAAAAGCACAUUAAGAUAAGACAAAACUCUGCGACGUCGUCUUGCACCCAAUAGAUUAUGGGUCAAUUGGGGAAAAUUGACCUAUUUUCUUCUUCGGUCACAGCAGGAAGAAGAAAGAGCAAAGGACAACAAUGGAGCAUUUCGGGGGAGGGAACUGGACAAUGAUCCCCAACAUACAGUCCCACAGUAACCCCACUACACCCUCCAAUCAGGACCAUCUAUACCUCCAACAACAACAGCAAUCGCAGUUCAAUCAACCGCAAUUCCAACCACAUUUCAAUCAGCAGCAGCAACAACGUUUUCCUCAACAACAAACACCGCAACAGCAACCACAGCAGUCACUUGCCUCUCACUUCGACCUCCAGCAUUUGGUGGAAAAUUUGGCGGACGUUGUUGAGAAUGGGACGCGGGAUCAGCAAACUGAUGCAUUGGUAACCGAGUUGAACAACCAAUUUGAGAAGUGCCAGCAGCUGUUGAACUCGAUUUCAGGGACAAUUAAGGCAAAAUCGACGACAGUGGAGGAGCAAAAGCACAAACUGAUGGACACUGAGAACUUACUGAAACAAAGAAGGGAUCUUGUUUCAAGUUACAGAGAUUCAGUAGAAGAGCUUAUCAAUUCCGAAAUCUGAAGUGUUCAUUUCAUCCCUUACUGAGGAAGGAUAUUUUGUCGUAGUUGCUCUCUUGAAGUGUGGUGCAUUACACCAUCAGACCCUCCACCAGGAAACUUAUGAUAUUAUUACCUGGUUUUAGGGAUAUUUGGUCAUAAAUUUUAUUCUGCACCAUAUGUUGUGAAAAAAUAAAUAAAAUAAAAUAAUUGUGGACUUGAUUGUUUCAUGCUCCACCAAUCCACAUGCCGCCAUGAUAAAAUGCUUUCCAUUUUGACAUGGGGUUUUGGGACGUUACCUAGUUAAUUUGUUGAAAUUUCAAGAAUUCCUUCUUUA